UAGAUGCGGACGAAUCUGUAUCUAUUAGUAAAGAUAUAACGAAACAAUCUAAAUCUUCUACCUCUGAAAAUGUAUUGAUGGAAUUACAUUCCGAUGAUAAUAUGAAUAUUGGAAAUAAUACAGAAUCAAUUAAUAAAGAAUCAGUGUUUAUUGAAAAAGAUACAGAACGGAUCGGAUCUGUUUCUGAAGAUAUUACAACCGCAGAAAUGCUUUCUGAAAAUAAUGUUGAGGGGCAACCAAGUUCUAAUAUUACAACUGCAGAAAUGCUUUCUGAAGGUAAUGUUGAGGGGCAAUCAAGUUUUAAUAUUACGAUGGUGGAAACACUUUCUGAAAGUAAUGUUGAGGGGCAACCAAGUUCUAAUACUACAACUGCAGAAAUACCUUCUGAAAGUAAUGUUGAGGGGCAACCAAGUUUUAAUAUUACGAUGGUGGAAACACUUUCUGAAAGUAAUGUUGAGGGGCAACCAAGUUCUAACAAUCCUAUGAAAAGG
Molecule: messenger RNA, 491 nt
Organism: Acaulospora morrowiae
Lineage: Eukaryota; Fungi; Glomeromycota; Glomeromycetes; Diversisporales; Acaulosporaceae
Source: the annotation of a GenBank genome assembly